UCCCUGGCCCCCGCCCCUGCGUCGUCGUCUCGCGUGUUCUUCUCCCCCCCUCUCUCUCCCGGAUUCGUAUCCCUCCCCGCUGCCUGGUUCGAUCCAAUUUGUUCUUCCCCCCCGCGCAAUUUGCUGCGCCGACGGCGACGGGCCACGGCGCGCAUGCCCUGCCGGCACCCGCACCGGCACAGGCACCGGAGCGGCGCUAAUUGAUUCCCUCUCAUGUUGGCAUAGGUUGCCAGAAAACUUCAGCAGGGGAAAAAAUGGUUCAGCUCUUUCUGCAAGUGCCGGCAGACGACGGCAGUGUCGAUACAGAUGCUGUGAGAGCGAGGAGGUCUCUGCUGGACAAGGCUGAGUCGGUGAUCAAGUCGGUUGUAAGGUCCGGAGGCCGGUACGAGGCUCGGAUGUGGCUGUGCAGUACCGUCUCGUCGAUUCAUCUGCUCGAUCCGCGUGACCAGCGGGACCUGUUCCUCCAUCUCCUGGAGAUGAAGGACUUGAGGCGGGAUGUCGCUGCACGCCUGCUGCGGAUGAUUUUCGACAAGAAGCCUGCGAAGGCUGGCUCCGUUUUAGCGAAGAAGUGUCAUAUGCUGGAGAAAUUUUUUGAAGGAAACCCUGAGCGGAUACUGCAAUGGUUUAGCCACUUUGCUGCUACUGGGGAGUCAGCACACAAAAAGGGUGCUCGGGCACUUGCUCAGUUUGCAUUUGUUAAUCGUGAUGUUUGCUGGGAGGAGCUUGAGUGGAAAGGCAGGCAUGGUCAGUCUCCUGCUGUUGUUGCUACUAAGCCUCACUACUUUCGUGAUCUUGAUGUUCUCCAGACAGUGGAAAAUUUCCUUGAAUAUGUCCCAGACUUCUGGUCUUCAGAAGAGCUUGCUGAUUCUGUCAAAGAUGGUCAAAUACUGCAAAUUGAUACAGAAUAUUUUGUAGAUCAAUUUGUCUAUUUGAUGUAUGAGGGGAAUUUCAAAGAUGUGUGGCAAGUAGUUGAAGAUUUUCUGAUGGAGGAGCAGUUUUCCACCCUGUCUCAGUAUGUUCUUAUUCAUCUAGACGAACAAAGGCUUCUUCGUUUCUUAAAAACAUUAGGGAAGCUCAUCAGUCCGGAUGCACAGUGCACAAAGUUAGCAUUCCCAUGCUGCUGGCUUGAGGUUCUUUUGUCGGCACAUAUUGAUCAGAUAUCUCUUGAUGAACUUAUCCUAUUGAACUGUGUCAUUGCCAAGGGUAGACAACUUUGGCAUCUCAUGAAUGACGAAGAACACGAGGAAGAACGAGGGAGGAUGAACGAGCUUGUGAGGACCAUGAAUGACUUGACUGAUGCUAAUCAUUUUGCUCUCAUAAAGGAUUUCAUGGGUACAAAGUUUCCUGACGCACUCAAGUGGAUAGGCAUCCAGUCCUGGGUAAUUUUAUGUGGUUUGUCAAAAUUAUGCAAAUCAGCUGUUUCUUGUGAAUCUCUGUUCACUGGUAACAGCAUAGAAUUUCGCAAGGCUUAUGAUUAUUCAUUGGUUCAGAACGAUGGGCACUCAGUUUCACAUACUUCAGAUACUGAUGAGAAGGAUCUGACUAGAAGUAGUCAUAAAAAAAGAAAGAGAGAUAAGAAGAGAAGACGACAUAGAUAUGAUUCCGACGAGGAUAAUGUUGAUCAGCUGCUUGAACUGAGAACUUUCACUGGGAAGAGGGCUAUUGAAUCACAAUGUGGAAGCUGGUACCUGUCAACUGAUGACUUCUCUGCUCCUUGGGACAUUGCCGACAUACCGGAUCACCUUUCUACUUGUUAUCUUAGAGUGUGGCUGAAAUGGGCUUGCUUUAGAUGAUCCUCCUCCUUGUGGCACAUGUGUGGCAAUCAUACUAGCUUCUCUGGUGAAGUGGAGCUGUUUAUACAUGCAUUUUCCCAAAUGGCAUAUGCAAUCUUCAGACCAUGCAUCCUGAUGAUUCAUGCAUUUUGGAUGUGUUAACUGCAUGAGUUCGCACGAUACCCUAGACCAGAAUGUCUCCUGGGGUUCAUCCGAGUAGGUUGGUGCCAAUGGAAAUUCCGGCUACAUGGACAUGGAAAAUAGCUGUAGUAUUGCCCUGAAACAAGUUUGAAUGCCGUUUUUGAUAUUAUUACAGAUCUUAGUGUUGAUCACGGGGUAGUACAAACUAAUCUGCAGUCGUAAGUAUGACCCGGUGAUACAUCACAGUUUGUAACUGCUCUUGGUUUUUCUGAUUAAACGUAUUCUAGAUGCGCAUCACCAGCACCAGCUAAGAAUUUUGUACUACAUAUGCAUCUGUGUUUCUGUACUGGCUGCAGUUCCUGGGUGCAAAGUCUCCAAAUUUUUUUCCUUCA
Triticum dicoccoides is the source of this 2305-nucleotide messenger RNA. RefSeq lists its product as uncharacterized. NCBI's taxonomy places the organism in Eukaryota, Viridiplantae, Streptophyta, Magnoliopsida, Poales, Poaceae. The transcript has 5 exons. The record is from RefSeq and is a predicted model, not a curated record. The coding region runs from base 255 to 1793 and encodes 512 amino acids.